CGUUCUCCCUGAGGGAAGAGCAGGGCUCAGGCUCCAGGGAGAAAGCCGGCGUCGGACCGGAGCAGCAGUGCUUCGGUGGGUCCGGAACGGCGGGUGCAGCUCACUGCCUCUUCCCCCGCGUGGUGCCCGUUUUGAGAGCAAAAAUGAAUGUUGGAGUUGCUCACAGUGAGGUAAAUCCAAAUACCAGGGUAAUGAACAGUCGUGGUAUGUGGCUGACAUAUGCAUUGGGAGUUGGUUUGCUUCAUAUUGUCUUACUCAGCAUUCCCUUCUUCAGUGUUCCUGUUGCUUGGACCUUAACAAAUAUUAUACAUAAUCUGGGAAUGUAUGUAUUUUUACAUGCUGUAAAAGGAACGCCUUUUGAAACCCCUGACCAGGGGAAAGCCAGGCUGCUAACUCACUGGGAGCAACUGGACUAUGGAGUGCAGUUUACUUCUUCACGGAAGUUCUUCACAAUUUCUCCAAUAAUUUUGUAUUUUCUGGCAAGUUUCUACACCAAGUAUGAUCCUACACACUUCAUCUUAAACACAGCUUCUCUCCUGAGUGUGCUAAUUCCCAAAAUGCCACAACUGCAUGGUGUUCGGAUCUUUGGUAUUAAUAAGUACUAAACUGAAAAUGUGAAACAACCAUUCUGACCAAAACUUUGUGGCUACUGCUUUUUCUAUAAGGAGGAAUAGGUAGCAUGCUAUGCCGUUUACAUUGUAAUGUGCAAUGGGAAGUUUUUACAUUCAAGGUCUAAUAUUUAUUUGUAUGCUAUUUGGAAAAGCAGAUUUUUAUGAGAUGCCUCUAAAGCAUUUAACAAGUCUGCUAAAUUUCUGCAGAAGUUUUCCAGGAGAGCAGGGCAGGCCCUGCUCACAAAUGAUUGACAGUACAGUGAGAGAAGAAAAGCUCUGCACAUCAACACGAGUCUUGAGGAUAGGAGUAGUUUAGUUAAUGAAAGGGCACUAUGUAGGAAGAGUUAUUCAAUCAGUCACAGUUAAGUUGAAGUACAUUUAUGUAUGGAGCAGAAUCACUCUAUACAAAGGUCAAAUGUCCUAUACCUAAGAUAGCCUGCUCUUUUUUGUUUUACAAAUGUACUCUGUUUUUGCUGGCUUACUGUCUUAUAUCUAGACAUGGUCAGUUCUGGAUGUAUCAGGGGACUGAUGUGUUCAGAUGAUGUACUUUCAAGUCUCAUUAAUAGGUAUCAGUGUGGCUUCCUGCAGUUUUCUAGUGAGUCUUCAUACAUUAAUUUAGGGCAAAGCAAAGUUCUGCUGGGGUUUUUUGUGUUUUAAAAGGCUGCUAAUCAUUUUUGGAAAAAAACUAAUUUAAUUCCAGGCAGUCUGAAGCAUAGUGUGUAAUUCUCUGAUUAUCUAGUUGAACCAUUUAGUGGUUAAAAUCUCUUUUCAGGGGGAUAGUUAAAUACUAGAUAGAUAGCUAUAAAUAUAAGGAAAAGAGUUGUCUAGUGAAAAAGGUAACUUUUUCCAGUCAUGGUACAAAGUAAGCUACUAAACACUGGGUCUUUUUUUUGUAGCUUUGCUGUAAAGGAGUAUACUUUCCCUUUAUAGUUCCUUUUCUCCAUCUCCACUUUACCUAUUAACUGUACUUUCAAAAUGGGUAUCUAUUUAUGUGUUCAAAGAAGUGAAUGUAAAGUUAGCAUUUUAAAUCAGUCACCAGACUGUUCUUUGAAUUAGGCAAGUUUGUAGUUCCUAGCCCUGAAACACAUAAUUCGUUAUUUGAGAUUUCCUCAAAACUUUUGUUAAUUAUAAUUAGCUAUUACAAACAUCAGAAAAUAAAUUAUUGAAAAAUUAAACAUUCCAAAAUUCAAUGAUUUUUGGAAAAUAAACCAAAAUUAAUGAUAUAGUUUCAGACUACUUAAUCAGUUUAUCCUAAUAAAGCCAUACUGUCUUCAAACUCUCUUUUGCAGAGAUUAUAUUUUGCAUUGAUAGUCUUGACUAUGGAAAUUAAUUGUGCAAUUGACUUUGUAUGUUUUUGUUUUUUUUCCCUACAUUUUGAAACACUAAGAAAAAUGGAUGUUUUACUUUAAUAAAUA
Messenger RNA from Vombatus ursinus (common wombat), 2026 nucleotides. It is a transcript of the gene ORMDL1, whose product is annotated as ORMDL sphingolipid biosynthesis regulator 1. The record is from RefSeq and is a predicted model, not a curated record. Gene Ontology annotation, biological process: intracellular sphingolipid homeostasis; ceramide metabolic process; negative regulation of ceramide biosynthetic process. Bases 144 to 605 code for a protein of 153 amino acids. The transcript is spliced from 4 exons. Lineage: Eukaryota; Metazoa; Chordata; Mammalia; Diprotodontia; Vombatidae. Gene Ontology annotation, cellular component: endoplasmic reticulum membrane.